ACCUCAUUCGGCCUCUAUCCACCGACGCAAACGGUAUACAAAUAUUGAUCAAACUCUAAAAUCCUCUUCGAGAACUCAAAUGCUGUUAAUGUUGUUUAAGUUAAAAAAUGUGAAUAGUUAUUUCAACAAAAUUACUUGAACAGAAGUAUAUGUAAGGUAGUGCUAGUUUGCGUCGAUAUAAAUCAUUAAUGUAUAAUUUGAGACUUUUUUGAAUUACAAUACAAGACAAUUUGUUACUUAAACCGUCAUAAUGUUUAAGAAUACGUUUCAAAGUGGUUUUCUAUCAAUUCUAUAUAGUAUUGGUAGUAAACCUUUACAAAUUUGGGACAAAAAAGUUAGAAAUGGACACAUAAAAAGAAUCACUGACAACGAUAUACAAAGUUUAGUUUUGGAAAUACUUGGUAGUAAUGUUAGUACAACAUAUAUCACAUGCCCAGCUGACCCAAGAAAAACGUUAGGUAUCAAGUUGCCUUUUCUUGUAAUGAUUAUCAAAAAUUUGAAGAAAUACUUCACAUUUGAAGUCCAAAUUAUAGAUGACAAGAAUGUGCGAAGACGUUUUCGAGCAAGUAAUUAUCAAUCAACAACAAGAGUAAAACCAUUCAUCUGUACAAUGCCAAUGAGAUUAGAUGAUGGUUGGAAUCAAAUACAGUUUAACUUGGCAGAUUUUACUCGAAGGGCAUAUGGCACAAACUAUGUGGAGACUUUGAGGGUACAGAUUCAUGCCAAUUGUAGGAUUCGAAGAAUUUACUUCUCUGAUCGUUUAUAUUCUGAAGAUGAAUUACCAGCCGAAUUCAAAUUAUUUUUGCCUAUUCAGAAUAAGGCUAAGUGUUGAUUUUGUACAGAUGACCUAGAAUUUAUUUUAAUUGACUCACUUUACAGACAAUUUUAAUUUUAAGAAAUCAUAAAAAUAGGAAACUGAAUUAUAAACUAUUCUUGUUUGAGAUGAGUAAUACUAACUGAAAUUAUGAAUCAAAGUAUUUGUAUAGAUAGUUUGAUGUUGCUAUAUCAACUAUUAUAAACUAUCAACAAAAUAAUUGUUAAAUGUGAUUUUGCACCAAAAUAAUAUGUCAAGGACAAUAUUGCAAAUUAAAGUACAGUUAUGUACCUACAUUAAAAUGGAUAUAUAAAAAAUAUGGCCUAUUACUUAAAUCAAUUAUAUUUCUAACCAGAACUUUUAUUUUUCUAAAAAUGUGCCUUUAUCUACAGCAUAUGGAUUUGAAAUAACUUGCUUGUAUAAAAUGAGUGCUUUUACUUGCACAGUAAAAAAAACAGGAAUUUGUCAAGGCUAAUUAUUAAAUGCUAAAAAUAAAAACCGUACAUUAUACG
Molecule: messenger RNA, 1326 nt
Organism: Phymastichus coffea
Lineage: Eukaryota; Metazoa; Arthropoda; Insecta; Hymenoptera; Eulophidae
Gene: Bug22
Product: cilia- and flagella-associated protein 20
Exons: 2
Coding region: 251-832 (193 amino acids)
Biological process (GO): cilium assembly; regulation of cilium beat frequency involved in ciliary motility; positive regulation of cell motility
Cellular component (GO): motile cilium; ciliary basal body
Source: RefSeq, a predicted model, not a curated record